Blastomyces gilchristii SLH14081 is the source of this 1678-nucleotide messenger RNA. RefSeq lists its product as uncharacterized. NCBI's taxonomy places the organism in Eukaryota, Fungi, Ascomycota, Eurotiomycetes, Onygenales, Ajellomycetaceae. The transcript is spliced from 2 exons. The coding region runs from base 150 to 1259 and encodes 369 amino acids. The record is from RefSeq and is a predicted model, not a curated record.
CCGUGACCCAGAUAUGACGACGGCGGAGCUCGGGCAAAUCAGCCAGGCGGCAACAUAACUCGGAGAACCUACCGGUGCAGUAGGAAUGUGAAGGAUUUCAAGUUAUCUCGAGCCCAUGAUGUUCCAAGUUCGCUGAUACUGCUAGCUAUAUGGGAAUCUAUUUAAUCUCAACAAGCAAAUUCGAAAUGCCUGCUCCAUUAGCUAAAGGCCUCGUGAUCACUGUUACUAUCCUCCUUGCCGCAGGUAUUGCUGUCUACGAAAGCCCGCAUGUGAAACAAUGGGUACGAAAUUCCCGCCGGAAGAUUGCAAUAGCCCUGCACAAUCUUGGAGAUGAAAUUAAUCCGCAAGAACGUUCCGCCGACCGCAGGCAAGCGGAAGAUAUAUCUAUGCGCGAAGAACUGGGCGAGGAAGCUGAGGCAAGACGGAACAAAGCUAGGGAGGAAAUCUUGCGACGAGCGUCGAUACUCGAGGCAAGAAAGAAUAAAUCUUCCUCAGGCCCCACUGGUAGCUUUGAUGAUCUUGUGGACAAAGAUGGGCGGUUGAAGGCUCAAUCCAAGCAACCUCAGCAGCCACUGCCCAAGGCCAAGGACAUCGAGCCACAAGCGAAAGAUUCAGGUGUCCAAGUGACAAACCCAGAUACCGUUCAUUUACGUUCUAGAACGUGCUCUGAUCUAUCCACAUCAAUAUCUGACGUGGGUCCGAAGAUUUCGGCUGAGCAUCGCCAGACAAUACUUGACAUUAUAGAUAUAGAUAGAAUCCGCACCACCCUCAAUUCAGAGACUUCCUCACACCAUCCUUCGGAGUCUUUGGUUGAUCUUACCCCGACUUCAGAAAACCCAGCCAUGGACUUCCCUAGUUUCUCACACAGCGAGGUACAGGGCCAGGGCCAGCAAGAGGAUCCCACCUCACAAUCUAGCUAUUUCUCCUUAGCCUCGUCCCAGCAUACAGAGGAUGACGAGCCGGACUUCUACUACGCACGUCCCCCCCGAGCUGAUCAAAAUUCCACAGCACCACCACACCCACCACUGUAUGAGAGCGAAAAUCCAUUUGCGGACCAGCAGGGGAGCCAUACUAUCCAAUCAGUCUCUUCAGCGCCCUCAAUCGCUUCAAGCUUCAGCCAUAUCCAGAAUAACGCCUUCGAGCGAAUGUCUGACGGGACGCUGAGUGAGCUGGAAUCCGUCCAUGAUGGCACGCACACGCCAGCCAGCUGGUCUGAAGUCGGUAGUGUGGUCAGUAGCAACGACGGUAACCAUCACUAGUUAGUAGGGUAUGUUAUACGCAUUAUUUGAAAGACUAGAAGUACAGCUUGCCCGUUUACCUCCGGUGUUUACGCACGAAUAGUUAUAUUAUUAUUUACUAUGGAAUGGUCCUUUAGAUGUCUCAGCCGAUGAUUCGUCUAUCCUCUCGUUUUAAUCUCUGUAUUUACUUCCGGAGGUACCUGUUAGCUAGAACCGGUCCGUUCGAGGUUUCCGAUAACUUGCGAUCUUCUCCUGAAACCUCCAUUUUUAUAUCUUCCCGACAUGGUUACCAACAAGACGCCAAGAUAGGCAUGUAACCAUGUUGUUGGGUUGUUUUGGAAACGAGUUGUUUUGCUAAAUGGCGAAAUGGUGCGUUUUGUAUAAAUUAUCGUUUCCUCUCGUUCUGCAAGGGGCCACAACUUUGUUGUAUUACUCAGCUG